This is a messenger RNA of Mytilinidion resinicola, 1465 nucleotides long. RefSeq names its product FAD binding domain-containing protein. NCBI's taxonomy places the organism in Eukaryota, Fungi, Ascomycota, Dothideomycetes, Mytilinidiales, Mytilinidiaceae. The transcript has 5 exons. Gene Ontology annotation, molecular function: FAD binding; oxidoreductase activity. Bases 1 to 1395 code for a protein of 464 amino acids. The record is from RefSeq and is a predicted model, not a curated record.
AUGGACACCAUAACCUCCCUCCUCCACCCCACCGAGCUCAUCCUCCCCUCCAACCCCCUCUACACCCCCCUCUCCCUCGUCUGGUCCGCCCAGAAAAACCUCUCCCCCCGCCUCGUCGCCCGCCCCGCCUCCCUCGCCUCCCUCUCCCGCCUCCUCGCCGCCCUCAACACCACAGACCUCGACUUCGCCAUCCGCGGCGGCGGCUGCGGCUCUGCGUCCGCGUCCGACGUGCUGAUCAGCCUCGACGCCUUCUCCGAGGUCACGUUCGACCGAGCGACCGAGACGGUGAUCGUGGGCGCGGGACAGGUGUGGGGCAGUGUGGAUCGGAAGAUGGAAGCGGAGGCACCAGACUACGCAGUCGUCGGUGCGCGCUGCACGUACGUUGGCGUGGGCGGGAGCAUGCUGCAGGGCGGCGCGGUGUCGUGGAUCUCGUCCGAGCACGGCAUGGGCUCGGACCCGCACAACAUGCUCGACGCGCAGGUCGUGAAGAUGGACGGGAGCGUUGUGUGGGCGUCGGUGGAGCCGGAGCUGCUGUGGGCGCUCAGGGGCGGGGGUGGGAAUUUUGGGGCGGUUACGGCGUUCAAGCUGAAGGCGUAUAAGUAUACUUCUGAUGUUUAUAGCGGCAUGAUCAUGUACCCUCGCUCCGCGCUCCCGGCGCUUGCGAAGGCGGAGUCGGCGUUUGCGGAACGGUGUCAUGAUGCCAAGAUGGCGAUGCACUUCUUCUGUCUUGAUCUUACGCAGGGCGCGUUUACAGGGCAGCCGACGCAGCCUGGGGUGGCGAUUCUCGUGUAUGAUGCGCAUGGCGAAAAGCAUGGGCGGAGUGAGGCGGGGUUCAAGUGGGCGCUGGAGAUUGAAGGCGCGACUGAUGCGACGAAGUCGAUGAGUUUGUGGGAUGUGAACAGGCAGAGUGAUAACCUUGACGCGAUGAGAGGACUCACGAAUCAGAUGAUGUCUGCUAUAACGAUCCCUGCGUUCGACGAGGCAAUGAUUCAUAGGACGUGGAAUUGGUUUGAUCAAUUGUUGGCGGAGGAACCAUUGCUGAAUGCCGGGACAUUUGUGCUCGUGGAGCUCAUGCAAAGACCGGCUUUCAACUCGACCAAAUCCUCGGAAGACACCGCAUGGCCUCGUCCGAGCAACCGUCAUAUCAUGCAACUAGGCACUGGUGGCCUGAAAGGCUGCUCGCCGGAAGUCCAUGCCAAAGCCGUGAAAGGACUUGCAGACGCGCAAACCACAAUUUGCCCAGAGAGCAAAGCUUCAGACCUGAUACCUAGGGACUUCGAAGUGUUCCAUGACCCCAAAGCCAUGUUUGGCGCGAACUGGGAGAGAUUGGUAAAAGUAAAGAAAGCGGUGGAUCCGAAAGGGAGACUGAGAGGUGCAUAUAAAAUUCCUACGUAAACAUGGUAUAGCAGAUAGAUGUCCAAGAAAAGGAAUACGAAAACAAACUGUCAAUUGCAUGAAUGGCCCU